Arachis stenosperma is the source of this 1717-nucleotide messenger RNA. RefSeq names its product myb family transcription factor PHL7-like. NCBI's taxonomy places the organism in Eukaryota, Viridiplantae, Streptophyta, Magnoliopsida, Fabales, Fabaceae. Gene Ontology annotation, molecular function: DNA-binding transcription factor activity; DNA binding. The transcript has 8 exons. The record is from RefSeq and is a predicted model, not a curated record. The coding region runs from base 566 to 1525 and encodes 319 amino acids.
UUUUAUUAUAUAAUUAAAACUAAAAACUAAAAAGAAAAACUAAAAACUGAAAAAAAAAAGAAAUAGAAUCCAAAAUCCAUAGGACCAAAGGAAAUGCCAUUGGAGGGGUAUGAGUGUGUGUGUCACUGCAUAGCAAGAGAGAGAGAGAAGAGAGAGAAGAGAGAGAAACAGCACAGAACUACACAGCUCCGAAAUUGAAGGGAGCGAAAUUUUGUUAUGCGUUGUCGUUUGGAUUGCGUAGAUCUGGACGGUUUGAGGUUCUCCUAAAAGCUCAACUGAAGAGAGAAGGAAGGAAGAAAUUCGCUUUAGAUGAAGAACAAAAUGAACAAGUGUCUACUGGUCUUGAGUUUGUGAUAGUGUGUACUCUCCACUAUGGACAGUGGUGCUCAUGGUAAAUAUUGCUGUGUUGAAGGAUCCACAUAUUGCAGUCAAUACUUCUUGGAUACAUGGGAGUGUUUGUUAAGGUCAAAAUAUGUUGCGACUUGCAAACAAUGAUAUCUAUAGUUGGUUGAGGGAGGAUCUCUAUAAUGUAACGCUCCAUGAUCAAACAAAAUAUAAAUGACAAAUGUAUCAUCAAAAGAGUGUCCCUAGUUCAAGUUUAAUCGGAAGCAAUUCAUUGGUUCAUGGUAGUAGCACAAUGGAUCCUGGCAAUGGAGACAAUCUUUCCAACAACCCUAAUCUCGCCUCAAAGCAACGUUUACGGUGGACACAUGAGCUACAUGAGCGCUUUGUUGAUGCUGUGGCACAACUUGGUGGACCAGAUCGCGCUACACCGAAAGGUGUCCUUAGAGUUAUGGGUGUGCAAGGCUUAACAAUCUACCAUGUGAAAAGUCAUUUACAGAAAUAUCGUCUAGCAAAGUACCUACCUGAUUCCUCGUCUGAUGAAGGAAAGAAAACUGACAAGAAAGAAGCAGGGGAUAUGCUUUCCAAUCUAGAUGGUUCACCUGGGAUGCAAAUUACUGAAGCAUUAAAGCUUCAAAUGGAGGUGCAGAAACGCCUACAUGAACAAUUGGAGGUUCAGAGGCAGCUACAAUUGAGGAUAGAAGCCCAGGGUAAAUACUUAAAAAAGAUAAUUGAAGAGCAACAACGGCUCAGUGGGGUUCUUUCAGAUGUACCCGGCUCUGGGAUUGCUGGGCAAGUUCCAGAAGAUACCUGCCCAGAUCCUGAUAACAAGACUGAUCCGGCAACUCCUGAUCCGGAGAAAGCAGCCAAAGAACGUGCCCCAGCAAAGAGUCUUUCAAAUGAAUCUUUUUCGUCUCACCACGAACCAUUGACGCCAGAUUCUGGUUCCCCUGCUGACAGCCCCAAAGGGGAGAGAUCAACCAAGAGGCAAAAAGUAAGUGUGGAGGCAACAUUUUCCAAACCGGAUAUGGUGCUCCCGCAUCAGAUACUGGAGUCGAGCAUGUCGUCGUACCAGCAAUCAAGCACCGUUUUCCUUACACAAGAUCAAUUUGAUCCAUCAUUGGGUAUGUCUGCUAGAAAUAGUGAGGAAUUGGAGAAGGUUGGUAGUGGCAGUAACAUUUGAUUGGCUGUAAUGUGUAGUAGCUAGUGCACUAGGACUGACUCUGUCAACUUUCUAAGCUUAGUUUCUGUGUUAUAUUAUGUACUCCUUAGUGGAUGAAGGAACCUGUUCUUAACAGAUUCCUAAGGUCUAGUUUUCAGUUCAAUACUUACCAAAUACUAAGCCUUUUAAUUUCAUUUAGUGAGCUGAUUUGAA